Molecule: messenger RNA, 240 nt
Organism: Hyaena hyaena (striped hyena)
Lineage: Eukaryota; Metazoa; Chordata; Mammalia; Carnivora; Hyaenidae
Product: anaphase-promoting complex subunit 13-like
Exons: 1
Biological process (GO): protein K11-linked ubiquitination
Cellular component (GO): anaphase-promoting complex
Source: RefSeq, a predicted model, not a curated record
AUGGACAGUGAGGUACAGAGAGAUGGAGGGAUCUUGGAUUUGAUUGAUGAUGCUUGGGAAAGGGACAAGCUGCCACAUGAGGAUGUUGCAAUACCUCUGAAUGAGCUUCCUGAACCUGAACAAGACAACAGCUGCACCUCAGAAUCUGUUAAAGAAAAAGAAAUGAAGUGAACUGACAUAACUUUAUAGUAUCUCCAUGAGAACAUUCUACCCCCGACGCUCCCACCGCCACUGCCAUAA